Molecule: messenger RNA, 2894 nt
Organism: Musa acuminata subsp. malaccensis (wild Malaysian banana)
Lineage: Eukaryota; Viridiplantae; Streptophyta; Magnoliopsida; Zingiberales; Musaceae
Product: G-type lectin S-receptor-like serine/threonine-protein kinase At4g27290
Biological process (GO): protein phosphorylation; recognition of pollen
Molecular function (GO): ATP binding; protein serine/threonine kinase activity
Source: RefSeq, a predicted model, not a curated record
UGAUAGGGACUGAAUUGUUGAUCUAAAGACGGUCGAACCUGGCGGCUCCAGCUGCAGUUCACCUUCCCUGCAACUAAAUUAACAUAAGAAUGCAUUCAACACGAUGACACUGCUUUGCUUCAGUCCAUGGUUGUAUUUGAAUCCGACUGCUACAGAAAUCGCCGCGUCUCUGGACAUGGCAGCUUAGCACCAAUUUAGUCACUUCCAAUCCACCUCUUCGUCCUCGAGAGAUCAUCACUAGUCCAACCAUGGAAGAGGAGAAAGGCAGGCAUCGCUGCUCUGUUUUCCUCGCGUUCAUGAUCCUGUCCACCAUCACCCUUCGGUCGUCGCACGCAGCAGACACUCUUUCAGCAGGUCAAUCCAUCCGUGACGGCCAGACGCUGAUCUCCGCCGCCCAGACGUUCGAGCUGGGAUUCUUCAGCCCUCCCAACUCGAGCAAUCGGUAUCUGGGGAUUUGGUACCAAAAGCUCUCACCUCGGACCAUCAUAUGGGUCGGAAACAGGGAGAGGCCCAUUCCGAAUAUAUCUGGGUUCCUAACAAUCGACGCACAGGGAACUCUGAUGAUCUUGGACAAGAUUGGCACGUCUAUCAUGAUAGCAUCUAACACAGGCAGCACAAAUCUCACGAGUGCUACGCUGUUAGAUUCGGGUAACCUCGUUUUGAAGCAGUGGAACUCUAGCCAAGAUGCGCAACCCCUGUGGCAGAGCUUCGAUCAUCCAACCGAUACUUUUCUUCCUGGAAUGAAGCUCGGGUUGGACGGCAAGAGAAACCGGCUGCUCACGUCUUGGAGGAGCUCCGAUGAUCCCGGGCCUGGCGACUUCUCCGCCGGGAUCGACCCGAACGGUACAAAGCAGUUCUUCAUGUGGUACAAGGGGGAGGUGCAAUGGCAGAGCGGACUGUGGAACGGGACAAGUUUCGGACUAGUUAAUCGGAUGACAUCAGGCCAGUACAACAUCACCUACACCCCUCACUGGAUCGAUGGCUACUACUACUACACUUUUGGAGACAGCUCUUUGAUCACGAGGGGAGUGAUGGAGGUUUCAGGCCAGUUCAAGCAGUUCAUAUGGUUGGAGAGCGAAGAGGAAUGGGUUGUGUUAUGGGUGCAGCCGAAGGAGCUUCCUUGUGAAAUCCGUGCAACUUGUGGAGCCAAUGGGAUCUGCAGCGGCAGCCACGAUAACUCCACCACUUGCCGGUGCAUGUAUGGUUUCGUUCCCGCUUCUUAUCAGCGAUGGAGAUCCAACGACUGGUCGGAGGGGUGCAUGAGGCGGACGCCGACGACGGAGUGCGAGAGGGAUGUAUUCUUCGGGUUGACGAAUGUGAAGCUCCCCAUCUUCUCCUCAAGAGAAGGGGAUUCCAGUGUGAGCCUGGAGGACUGCGAAUCCAGCUGCGGCAGGGACUGUUCUUGCACUGCUUAUGCUGCAGCCUAUGCGAAUGGAACUGGAUGCCUGUUUUGGUCUGGGGGACUGCUGGGCCUCCAGGAUGGCACUCAGGAUCUCUAUGUCCGUCUUGCAGCUUCAGAUCUUUCACAGGAUUCAGAAAGUAAAAGCAGUAAGCCUUUGAUCAUAUCGAUCCCUCUGGCGGCUGCAGGCACAGUUCUUCUAUUUGGUAUCUCGAUGUGUUACUACAGGAGGAGAAGAAAGGACAAAGGUGAGAAGGAAACGAGUCAAUUGCUAUCGAGCAGAUCUCCUCCUUCAGCUUCCUUCGUUUUGUCUUCUGAUUCGAUCAAGCCUGGAGAAAACAGCAAAGGCUCUGAUUCUUCUUCGUUCAGCUUCAAAUCCGUAUCGGCGGCUACAGAUCACUUCUCUGAUUCAAACAAGCUAGGAGAGGGUGGAUUUGGGCGAGUUUAUAGGGGUCUGCUGGAGGGGCAGCAGGUAGCAGUGAAGAGGCUGGCAAGAACCUCAGGACAGGGAAUUGAGGAGUUCCAGAAUGAGAUAACCCUUAUUGCUAAUCUUCAACACAAGAAUGUUGUUCGCCUUCUUGGUUACUGCAUCGAGAAGGAAGAGAACAUAUUGAUAUAUGAGUAUAUGCCCAACAAAAGCUUGGAUUACUACAUAUUUGAUCGAAUAAGACGAUCGGAACUAAGCUGGGCUAAGCGUGUUGUGAUAAUUGAAGGCAUUGCUCAAGGUCUUCUGUAUCUUCACAAGUUCUCCAGAUUCAGAGUCAUUCACAGGGAUCUAAAGACCAGCAACAUACUGUUGGAUAGUGAAAUGAACCCCAAGAUAUCCGAUUUCGGGCUGGCCAGAAUCUUUGAGCAGAAUGAAGACCAAGCAAACACCAAAAGAGUGGUUGGUACUUAUGGUUAUAUGCCUCCCGAGUACGCAAUGAAUGGCAUCUUCUCCACAAAAUUCGAUGUCUUUAGUUUCGGAGUAAUAGUACUGGAGAUCGUCAGUGGGAGGAGGACCGCUCGCUUUUUCGAUUCAGAGAGCUCUUCGAAUCUGCUUCGAUACAGUUGGGAGCUGUGGAGAGAAGGCAAGAGCUUGGAUUUGCUGGAUAGUUCACUGGACAUUCCAGAGUCCGGAGAAGAGAUCUCGAGGUGCAUCAACAUCGCGCUUCUGUGUGCUCAAGAGAACGCAGCAGAUCGACCAACCAUGUCAGCUGUGGUGUCGAUGCUGACGAGCGGCGCUGCGUCUCUACCAGCUCCCAGGCCUCCUGCAUUUUUCCUCGUCGCAGUAUCCAAGAAACGCUUGUCUUCAUCCCUGGAAGGGACUUCUACAGAAAACGAUGCUACUGUCACAGCCCUAACAGGUCGAUAGAGGUACUCGAAGCUGCAUCCAUCUAUAAUGGAUUCAGAAGCUUUCUCUGUUGUGCAAUGUUUCCAAUAAGUGGUAAAUGAGAACUUGAUUCCGUUGCAGUAAUUUUGUGCUACAUCGGAUGUAUUGGUAGCUUUAACUCAA